AUGGCGGCCUUUGUAAAAAAAAAAAAAAGGGAAAACCUCAAACAAAAAUAUAAAGAUCUCAAAUGUCCAGCAACCGGUGUGAGCACUGAGGAUGGAGAGCCCACAGCAGCAUCUUGGAAGUGGUACAGGGCCAUGGAUGAGGCAAUUGGGUGCAGACCCUCCAUCGUUCCACCUGCCCUUAUUGCCUCAUCUGGCCCGGAUGUUGCUGUGGCCUCUACAUCCUCAGUGAGCCCAGCCCCAGACACACCAAGGGCAUCAAGGAAAAGAACCCAGAAAUCAAUUGAGAAUCUGAUCAAGGAGAUGGAGGAGAGGGAAAUGGCAAGAGAGCAGGAAGCAGUCGAAAGGGAGGAGAAAAGAUGGAGAGAAAUGGAGGAGAAGGAGGAGAGACGAGAACGAGACAGACAAGAGCGGGAGGAGAGACGACAUGCUGAGGACAGAGAAAGAGAAGAAAGGUGGCACCAGGAAGCAAGUCAAAGGGAGGAACGAUUACUUCGCCUCCUUGAAUGUAUUGCAAAUAAAUAA
Molecule: messenger RNA, 522 nt
Organism: Sinocyclocheilus anshuiensis
Lineage: Eukaryota; Metazoa; Chordata; Actinopteri; Cypriniformes; Cyprinidae
Product: TBC1 domain family member 10B-like
Exons: 2
Coding region: 1-522 (173 amino acids)
Source: RefSeq, a predicted model, not a curated record